GGGAUACCACUGCUUCCAAAUGUAUUAAUUCCAUAUGUAUAUUAAUAUGUACAUUAAUUCAUUCUGCAAAUACCUGUGUAGUGCCUAAUGUGUCCUUAGCACUGCUCUAGGCUCUGGACAGGGCAAGAAGCAAGAUUCGUUCCUCCUUGACCUCCUCAGCCCAUAGUCUAGUGGUCAAGAUGGAAAAAACAAGAGUCACACCAAGUGUGUAGGCUCACACUCUGGUAGGAGGGCCUCCACCCUGGAAGCCCUGUGCCCCUGCCUCCCCAGAUGUUCGCCUUCUCUGUGUGCUGGUCGGAUGAUAGCGACAGCUUCGUACGCAGAAGCUGGGAGGACUUCAGGAGACUCCACAAAACCCUCAAGGAGACCUUCCCAGUGGAGGCGGGCCUGUUGCGGAGAUCUGACCGCCUUCUCCCCAAGCUCCCAGCCGACGCACCCUGGCUGGUGCACCGAGGCCGCACCAGCCGAGGCCUGGCCCGCCUGCAGCUGCUGGAGGCCUACCUGAGGGCGCUGCUGGCGGCAGGGGAGCAUGUGUCCCGCAGCCUGGUGCUCACUGGCUUCCUCGCGCCACAAGCUGCGGACUUGGAGCCUAUGCUGCCACCUGGCAGCCUGGUGAUCCUGCCCGCCCUGCAAGAGUCCCCGCCAGGCCCCUCAGGCAGCCCUGCCAUCCGCACCCUGGAGGCCCAGAGCCUGCGCUGCCUGCAGCCGUUCAGCACCCAGGACAUGCGGGGCCAGCCCUUCUGCACUCAGGCCCAGGAGGCCCUGGAUGUGCUGCUACGACACCCCUCAGGCUGGUGGCUGGUGGCGAACAAGGACCAGCAGACGGCGUGGUUUCCUGCUCCCUACUUGGAGGAGGCGGCCCCACACCGGGGACAGGGUGGGGAACAGCCCCUGGGGAUAAGCGGGCCCCAGUUCUGUGCUGUCCAUGCCUAUGAGAGCAGCCGGGCUGAUGAGCUGUCUGUGCCCGCAGGGGCACGCGUGCGUGUGCUGGAAGCCUCUGACCGAGGCUGGUGGCUGUGCAGGUUCCGAGGCCGCACCGGUCUUCUCCCAGCUGCAACGCUGCAGCGUGAUGGGCUGGGCACCCUCCUCAGUGGGCCAUGGCUCCACCACGGGGCUGGCACUGCGGAAGGUGGGGAGGGCAAGGCCCAUGGCUCCCCCAGGUCCCCCCAGGCCGCAAUGCUUCCGCCUCCUGUGCCUACCCGGCCGCCUCUGAGCGCUAUUCAAAGCCGCUGCUGCACCAUCACCCGUAAGGCACUGCAGCGGGACCCGGGGCGGCAGGGAGCCCUCUGAGAGAGCGCGGUCCAUCGUGGAGGGUGAUGCUGUGCACCCCAGGGACCACCCCAGGCUCCAGAGCCCAGGGACGACCGCUGGCAGCCGCCUCAGCCUCAGGGCCGUGGGAAGAGCAGUGGAGGUGGGGCUUGCUGGGCCAUGCACCCCUGGUGUGCCCUGAGUAAAGCUCUCCUGACUGAC
This is a messenger RNA of Odocoileus virginianus texanus, 1470 nucleotides long. The record is from RefSeq and is a predicted model, not a curated record. NCBI's taxonomy places the organism in Eukaryota, Metazoa, Chordata, Mammalia, Artiodactyla, Cervidae.